This is a messenger RNA of Gongylonema pulchrum, 1425 nucleotides long. NCBI's taxonomy places the organism in Eukaryota, Metazoa, Nematoda, Chromadorea, Rhabditida, Gongylonematidae. The record is from the annotation of a GenBank genome assembly.
AUGCAAUCGGUUCUUUAUUCCACGAGAAAACCAAUGUUGUCACUUACCGAAGAUCCCCUUUAUCCCGAUUAUAUAGCUGAUAUUUCGCGCGAAAAUCCGGUCGAAGCGGAAAAUGUUUUUUCUGAAUCUACUGGUUACACGGAUGUUUGCGCAGUGGCAUUUUCACCAACAUUGGCUGUUACAGCGGACUGUGACAUUGGCUUUGAUAUACCUUACAAUCGGUUGCAAUUUUGGUGCCGAGAUGCCAGCAAAAUAGGAUCUCUAACAUUGGAGCAUUCGGUGAACUGUGGUGAUAGGGGUGUGAAAUAUAUUCGAGCCUGCCUUGAAUUUGACAUUUUUAUUGUUGUUGAUGAAAAGGGAGUAAUAUGCACAUGGGAAAGAAAUGAGAAAAAGAAGUGGUACAAAUCGAAUGAGAUUCAUUGGAUGAAUGUUCCUAUUCUACAUUUGUCUGGAGUGCGAAAAUCACAUUUUGCUUCUAUCCAUGACGUUCGUUUUUCAAGGAAUACUAUUACUCAAGAAAAUGAAGGAGUUAUGGUGUUGUGGCGUGUAGAACCAAAAGGGACCCUGAAACGGGUGCAUAUUCAUCAGGGCGAUGGCAAAAUUAAUACUGUGGAAUGGGCGAAUUUAGACACCGCCGAAUUGCUUGUUCUGUCAACGAAAAGUUGUGGAGUAAUAUGCACAUGGGAAAGAAAUGAGAAAAAGAAGUGGUACAAAUCGAAUGAGAUUCAUUGGAUGAAUGUUCCUAUUCUACAUUUGUCUGGAGUGCGAAAAUCACAUUUUGCUUCUAUCCAUGACGUUCGUUUUUCAAGGAAUACUAUUACUCAAGAAAAUGAAGGAGUUAUGGUGUUGUGGCGUGUAGAACCGAAAGGAAUUCUAAAACGGGUGCAUAUUCAUCAGGGCGAUGGCAAAAUUAAUACUGUGGAAUGGGCGAAUUCAGACACCGCCGAAUUGCUUGUUCUGUCAACGAAAAGUUGUGUCUAUGCAUUUGAUAUUUGUACGCUCACACCGUUAUGGGUAGCUUGCGAGCCAAACUUGAAACUUGCUGUCACUUCGCAGUUCACAGUGGCGUAUAAUGCGAACGUUAUUUCAAUCGUUGAUUGCAAUUCCGGUACACUUUUAUGUCACAAGGAGAUGAAUCUCCCAGUGGGAAAUGUUGCAGCUAUUGGAAAAGAUGAAAUGUUCUGUGUAGUUGCUGCGAAUCAAAAGCAAUCACAGAAACAGUUUGCUGUGAGAAGCACUGCCACAAAGACACCAUUCUCGAAACUGAUCACAGUUGGCGACGCGAAUGAUAAAAAUAUUGAGAUUCCCAUGGAAACAGCACCAAAUAUUGAUCUUCUAUCUGGACCAGCAUAUUCUCUCGCGCCAAUCCCGUAUUUAGCUCAGAGAUUCAUUCGAUCAUGCUUUUUGCCACCGCGACGAUUGUGA